This is a messenger RNA of Metarhizium acridum CQMa 102, 513 nucleotides long. RefSeq lists its product as uncharacterized. The record is from RefSeq and is a predicted model, not a curated record. NCBI's taxonomy places the organism in Eukaryota, Fungi, Ascomycota, Sordariomycetes, Hypocreales, Clavicipitaceae.
AUGGACUACAAUGUACGCGGCAGACGUGCGCCCCUUUCCCAGUGCAAAGUGCCAUUGUCCCUGGCUGAAAGCCGUGUUCAAGACGAGGCAAACAAGACGACAACAACGACGAAGCUGACAUGCGAUGACUUUGGCCGGGAGACGAUACCAUCCAUCUACAAGGACAGCACAACGCUGCUCCAACAUCUGACCCAGUCGUACAAGGAAAUCGAUCUAGUAAGCUCGCGCAAGAAGGAAAACGACCAGGGUAUUCUACGGGAAGAAUCUUUCCAGUACGAUAUUCACAACCAUCUCGUCAGCUACGACUGUACCGGCAGUCAACCGCCGACGGAUUACCAGGGCCGCUCACUGCGAUGGCAGCAUUUCAGGUUUGGCAAACACGACAACAUCACCCAGUGCUCAACGUUAUUUCAAGACGGCAGUACCAACACGGCAGUCUAUUCGUCCAGCGAGCAGGAUCCCACACAGCUCGUCAACAUGAGAAAUACUGACACCAGCGACCCUGCCAAAUAG